Molecule: messenger RNA, 2225 nt
Organism: Poecilia latipinna (sailfin molly)
Lineage: Eukaryota; Metazoa; Chordata; Actinopteri; Cyprinodontiformes; Poeciliidae
Gene: cxcr3.2
Product: chemokine (C-X-C motif) receptor 3, tandem duplicate 2
Exons: 2
Coding region: 510-1640 (376 amino acids)
Biological process (GO): cell chemotaxis; G protein-coupled receptor signaling pathway; calcium-mediated signaling
Cellular component (GO): membrane; external side of plasma membrane
Molecular function (GO): C-C chemokine binding; C-C chemokine receptor activity
Source: RefSeq, a predicted model, not a curated record
AAAUGUGUAUAAGAUUACUGCUCCAGACAGAGACAAACCAAAGCUGAACAAAAUAAGACUGAUGUUUCUGUCCAGCAAGCGCUUUCAUUUCUCCAGGGAAUAAUAUAUUUUUUUUAUAUAUUUUAGUAAAAGCUAUUUCUGCUUUUCUGUCAAUUCCAAAUUUUCACUUUUGGUAUUGUAAAAUGCAGUUUGAAUGUUGUAGAAAUAUUUUUAAAAAUCUGCAUACAUCCUCAAAAGUUCCAUAUUCACAUCGAAUUAAGCAGAAGUUUUUGUAGCUGUCUGCAGACGUCUUAAAAAUAUGUCACAAUUUCCUUGACAUACUCAUCCAUUCCUACUAUAGUUUUAUGCACAUCUGUCCAAAGUGUACAAAGAUUCAGUUCCUGAAUUUUUGACUUCUUCUUUCUGAUCCCUCGUCGUUUCAGACUCAGUGGCUGAGCCGAUGCUUUUUUGAGCUGAGUGUGCUCUUGGAUGAUUUCAGUCGUUCUGCUGCCUCUUUGUUUUCUGCAAGCAUGGAUCCAACAGCAACAACAACUGAUUAUUAUGAUGGUAGUGACGACGAUUAUGACAAUAAUCCAGGAACUGAGGAGGUGAUUGCAACUCCAUGCAAUCAAGAGAGCAUCUAUGGUUUUGCUAGGAACUACUCCCCCAUUGUGUACUGCCUGGUGUUUGUCCUGGCUGUUGUUGGCAAUGUCUUGGUGUUGUGUGUGAUCAGACGCUACAGAAACUCCCAGAGCGGAGGAGCCUGCGCCUUCUCCCUGACAGACACCUUCCUCCUUCACCUGGCCAUUUCUGACCUCCUGCUGGCCUUCACUCUGCCCCUGUUUGCAGUGCAGUGGGCCAAUCAGUGGGUGUUUGGCACAGCAGUUUGCAAGAUUUCUGGUGCUCUCUUCUCCUUGAACCGCUACAGCGGCAUCCUCUUCCUGGCUUGCAUCAGCUUCGACCGUUACCUGGCCAUCGUUCACGCCGUCAGGUCAGGGUGGAAACGCAACACCUGCCACGCUCAGCUUGCAUGUGCAACCAUCUGGGUGGUGUGCCUCGGCCUGAGCGGAGUUGACAUUGCAUUCAAACAAGUGGUGCCAGUGGGCCAUAACGACGACGAGAGGAUGCAGGUGUGCCAAAUAUGGUUCACAGCGAAUUCCGACCAGUGGCAGGUGAGCCUGCAGCUUGUCAGCUUGAGUCUGGGUUUUGGUCUUCCCCUGCUCGUCAUGCUCUACUGCUACGUCCAGAUCUUCAGGUCUCUGUGCAACGCCACCCGUCGUCAAAGGCGCAAGUCUCUCCGUCUCAUCAUCUCGUUGGUAUCUGUGUUCGUCAUCUGCUGGGCUCCGUACAACUGCUUCCAGCUGGCAGACAGCCUGCAGAAGCUGCGUGUGGUGGCUGGGGGCUGCGAUUUUAACCAAGUGCUGGACAUUGGGAUCCUGAUCACUGAAAGCGUGGGGCUUUCACACUGUGCCCUGAACCCUCUGCUGUACGGCUUUGUUGGGGUGAAGUUCAGGAGGGAGCUGCUGAAAAUGUGCAAGGAGAUGCUUGGGCAGAAAGGCUGGGUGGGAAUUGAAAGGUUGAAGAAUAGAAGAUCUAGAAAAAGCACCGGGUCUCUAACAUCUGCAGAAAGUGAACAAACCUCCUACUCCGUCAUGAUCUGAUAUCGGUUAGAGAUGAAGAGAUAAAUGUGGCUGAGUGGUGGAGAGUGGGUUUUGACAUAUAGAAACUUCAGAAAAUGUUCUCAGUGACAACAUUUUAUGUUUAUCUAACAUUGGUGCUUAAAAGUCAGCGUAGUUCUCUUCAUGUUGUUUUUUUAUGUCUUACUGUCAACAUUGUGGUACUGCAUAGAUUGUACAAGCUGAUGUUGUAUAGCGUUUCUGGGAACGUGCAGAUUUUUCUGUCCAUGGGUUACAUCUUGAGAAAUAUGGGGAUUUCUUCAUACUUCUUAAAAAAGCUUGUUCAGCAGUUUAAAGCCUGACCUCACUCAGCAUUCAGACUGUCACAAUUUAUUGCUUGUUCAAUUCUCAGGAGGUUCACCUGUAUAUAUUAAACUGCUGGAUGUGUUAAAGGUUUAUCUUACUAUUUUUCAUUAGAUGUUUUUUUUUUCUUUUUUUUUGUCUCAGACAGAUAUGUAGAACAUAAAACUUUGCUGUAAAAGAGGAAAUGAACCUGGAUUUUGUACAUAUUAAAGUUUCCCUAUGUUUUUUAUGGAUGAUUUCUUUGAAAUAAAUGUUUUGCAAUUAAGA